AUGUUCUUCGUGAGCACGCUAGUCGUGUUACAAGCAACUUUCUGGGCCGUUCACUCACAAAACUAUGGAAUUAUGGAUGUCUACGAUUGCGGCGAUGUCAGGAUUCAACUCGACGCCGGAUCACCUGCUGUCACCGUACAGGCCCCGCCGGCCACCAGCGGCACUAGCGCUUGCCUUGCCAACCUAACUUGCACCUGGCUGGUCACCAGCGAGCCAGGCUCCACCGUCUACGUCCAGAUCCUGAAGCACCACCCCAGACAGACCUCCUUCGGCUUCGACCCUGCAAACCAAGACGAGGUGCAGAUAGGGGUGGGCAAAGACCCGUCCAACUCCACUACCCUGUCCAGGAUCAGACUGCAUCAGGUGCCGCAGCUCGACGACGGAAGGGUCUAUUUUGUCAACAGCAGUUUGGCCUGGGUAAAGGUCACGGCGCAUGCACGAGGACCUCCUUCGUGCGUCCAAUUCGAAUUGAUGUUCACCCAGCGGGAAAAACCAGGUAUUUGCGAAGGGAAUACCGUCCUGUGUUCUUACUCCUCGGUGUGUCUGCCUGCCUCGUCCUAUUGCGACUCCCACGUGGACUGCGGUGACUUCUCGGACCAAAUCGACUGUGAGAUGUGUGGAAACACGACGAUCCCACCGCUGACACCAGGCGUCCCACACGUCAUAGUCUACGCCGCAUCGUGGACGCCUACAUCUUCUAACCGACUGAAUCCUCCACACACCGACUGUUUCUGGCUGAUCAGGGCUCCUAACGGCACAAUCGUCGAGAUCAACGUCCUUGCCAACAAUAAGGUCGGCCCCGCCAUUUCUCUUGGCGUCGGAGAGGGGGGUGUCACGGAAGCCUCGGAGUUAUUGUUUAGCCUGGGUGCUGGAGCUCUACAGAUCCUCUACACAAAUGAGACCAACCUCUGGAUGCUGACAAACAUAUCACCGGUUAACUACUACAGAAGGGCUGUUUUUGAGGUCAAACUUACUGCGUUCAUAAAACAAGAUUGUAAACCAGAUGAAUUCCAGUGCCGGAACCAGAAGUGUGUAGCGGCACAUAGACUUUGUGAUGGCGUACCGGACUGUCAAGUGAUGGAGGACGAAUACGGCUGUGAACCUCCUUGUUUCGGUCAAGAAGCAUUCAAGUGUCCAUUGCACGACGAGUGCGUGAGCUCAAAAGAUGUUUGCAGUGGGAAGAAUCAAUGCUGGUAUUCCUGGGACGAGCUCGACUGCGGUCGAUGCGGCGGUUUACACAUCAGCCUGACCCCAAAUGAAACAUUCAACCUCAGCCAGACGAUCGACACCUCAGUGGAGUGCAUCUGGCUGGUGUCCGCUUCUACCAACAACUCAAGGAUCCGGGUGGAAAUCUUGGACUUGCCCAUUUACGAAUUUUAUUCAGACUGGACCCCUGACGUAUAUGCCGGUCUCUUUUUUGGCAAUGGGCACGAACCUUCCCCAACCACACGAACUCACUACUUCACAUCGAUAAGGUAUCUGGGGACUAUCAGCUUUGAAGGCCCUCACUUCUGGAUCUUGCUAAAUAAGCGUUCACAAACUUUAAACAGCCCUGGCCGCCACUACGUUAGACUCAGCAUCACGGAGUAUUACGAAAAAGAAUGUGGUUCCAACGAGUAUUCCUGCUUACCGGGGAAUCUCUGUAUCAAUGCAAGCAAAGUUUGCGACGGGAAGCCGGACUGUCCGGAAUACGACGAUGAGUUCCACUGUGGUGUCUGUGGAAUUGGCAAUUUUAGUUGCGGCGAUGGAACAUGUCUGCAAGAGAUGCAUAUGUGUGAUGGCGGAAAUCAGUGCUCUGAUGGUUCAGACGAGCAAAAAUGCGAACCUUGUGGUGAGCUCAUCAUCGACCUUACAUCCAGCCCCCGUUCACUCACGUCGAUCGGGUACCCCAGCUCCUAUCCUUCCAAUUCGAUGUGCUACUGGCACCUGAAAGCGGACCCAGGCUAUGACGCUCUGGUCGUGUUCCACGACUUCUACACAGAGGAAUUCCAGGACGAGCUGUACAUGGGUAACGGCUCGAUGUGGCUGGCUAACGCAACGGGCGAGCGUUAUCCCCAGAGGGUAGCUUUAAAUUCGUACAUGUGGCUUGUGUUUGUUUCGGACUUCAUAUACAAUUAUCGAGGUUUUGAAAUCAGCGUGCUGCAAGUGGAGUCGGCUUCUUGUAGUGAGGGAGAAGUUGCCUGCAAUGGCACCGAUAUGUUGAUCUGCAUUCUGGAGACACAAGUUUGCGACAGUAGGGGCGACUGCCCAGACGCUACGGACGAGGAAUACUGUGGAGACAUAUGCGGUGAGACACUGAUCGACGUUCCACUGAACAAACUUUACGACCUGACGUCCCCACUGUACCACCUUGGGACCUACCCAGCCUUCACCGACUGUGUCUGGCAACUCCGGACGGGCACAAGCCGGGACGAGAAGAUCAUACUGGACAUCCUCGACUUCCACCUGGAGCAGAAUUUCGACUACCUCCACCUUGGGGUCGGCAACGACAGCAGUACGGAGCCGGUGACAAGCCUAACGGGGAGCACCAAGAUUCUCGGGGUGCAGUUCGAGAGCGAUCGGGUGUGGCUUCGGCUCCAGACGGACCAGCUCGUCUCGGAUAAAGGCUUCCACUUUACCUUGAAGGCUGUCGAAAAAAAGACUGUUUCCGGCUGCAAUCCACGGUGUAUGCUGCCAGAAGGCUCCGUGCUCUGCCUGCAACCCGAAGCGUUCUGUGACGGCUUUGCUGACUGCUACGACAAAAGUGAUGAGCAUGAAGCGUGUGGUAAUAUCAGUUGCGGCUCGGACCAAUACUUGUGCGCAGGCAAACGCCAGUGCAUACUACACGAGUCUCUCUGCGACGGCGAAUUGGACUGUGAGUUCGAAGAUGACGAACAUAAUUGUGAUGUUCGUGGUCGUCCCGAUGACUGCGUGGGCGCCCUCAUCGACGGGAAGCUCCAAAUCAAAUGCAACCAAGGCUGGAAUACGACUACUCUCAACCAGAUAGCUUCUAUCACUUCCAUUUUAGAGCUCACCGGGGGUAAUGCGACAACACUGGAGGAAGGCAUGUUCAAGAGAUUCCCCAAGCUUCGCACACUAUCCUUAAGGAGUAACAACAUAUCAGAAAUCAAGCUAAGUGCUUUUGCGGGACUGAGUAAUUUAACUACACUGGACCUUUCUGAAAACAACAUCGGCGAAUUGGACGGCGGAGUUUUCAGCGAACUGACAAUGCUGAAUGUAAUGGGAAUGCAACUGGUGCCACUUCAACUUAUCAGAGGCCGAGCUUUUGAAGGCUUAAAAAAUCUCCGAACAUUGAUACUAAUGACAGACGUCAGCACAGCAGGAACCAACGGUUUCUCCCAGAGAGUCUCAGCUACCAAAGUCGAAGAUGGAGCACUUACAGACCUCAUCUCACUUCAAACCGUAUACGUUGAUGACCAUCGCCUGUGCUGUGACUUCAGUUCAGUGCUUCCAGCUGAAGAAAAGUGCGUCAACACCCAGCUUCAGUCACCGCUGUUCAACUGCGGCCGGCUGAUGCCCAACACUGUCCUGCAGGUCUUUAUGUGGAUCCUGGGCUUUAGCGCCCUCAUCGGCAACCUGUUGGUCAUCGCCUGGCGGAUCCGGGAGGACAGCGGCAAGGGCAGCAAGUACGUGCACUCGUUUCUGGUGCUGAACUUGGCCAUGUCCGAUUUCCUGAUGGGAGUGUACAUGGUGAUCAUCGCCACCGUCGACGCCAUCAAGAAAGAGGAGUACUAUCUGACGGCUACGGAGUGGAGGAACAGCGCCCUCUGUAAGGCAGCAGGGGUCAUUUCAGUGUUGUCCUCGGAAGCCUCCGUGUUCUUCAUCACCCUGAUCAGUGUGGAUCGCUACCUGUGCAUCGUCCAUCCGUUCAGCCGACUUCGCCUUAAAGAGAAGUCAGUCUGGGUAUCCGUAGCCUCGAUUUGGAUGGCAUCGCUGUUGGUUAGCCUUGUUCCCACUGUUCUAGUUACCGACGACUCCGACAUCUACGGGUUAUCGGAUGUCUGCAUCGGGCUGCCAUUGCUAACCCGACCUGUUGAUUACACAUUCACCAAGGCGGAUGUCGGGUCGUCUUUGGAUAACGAUACUUACCUCAUCCCGCAAGCGGUCGGUAGCCAACCCACGUGGUCCUACUCCAUUGUGCUCUUUCUCGGCGUCAACCUCGUCUGUUUCCUCCUCGUGACCAUUUGCUACGUCGCCAUCUUUGCUAAGGUCAAGAGGUCGAUCCAGCGCGUGAAGCGCCACCAGUCACGGAGGGAUGAAGAGGUCAAGAUGGCAUCCAAGAUGGCCGUCAUCGUUGGUUCCGAUUUCCUCUGCUGGAUGCCUGUCAUUAUUCUUGGCAUCCUGUCCCAGACCAACCUGAUUGAAAUCCAGCCUGAUGCCUACGCCUGGUUGGUCGUCUUCGUCCUGCCCAUCAACUCCUCCCUCAAUCCUUACCUGUACACCAUCGUGACAGCUGUCAGCCGCAGACGUCACGAAGCCAACUCCACAUCAUCAAAGAACUCAACACACAAGCCCAAAGUCUGCAGCAUUCCCCACAUAUCGCUGGAGUAUAGGGGAGAGUCAACCCUCACCACCAUGACUGCGCCUGACAGUUUUGUCUACUUGGGAUAUGACCCAAACGAUCCGAAGAAUAGUGGAAUGUAAUCUAUAGGCAGCAUAGAGAGCUCUGUCACUUGUUAACAUGAGAACGUACAUUAGCAUAGUGUUAGAACUGAAAUGUAUUGAAGCAAAGUAAACAUGACGUCGGAGACGGACAGCCACGGAUUUUGCAGAAACCUUAAAAACACCAAUAAAACACUAAAACAAAAGUAAAUACAAAGCAUGUUUCAUCAUGCAUAUAGUUCAUGAAAAAGGUUUUGCUUAACAUCAAUACUACAUUGGGAAUUCUAUUCUAGAGAAAGUUAAUCAUCAUCCCUUCCUGGGAGUUGAACUAUCUAAGAAUGUAUCCAGGAGUUAACACAUCACCCACCAGCAUCAUAGGACUCUUGAGGUGGAACCUCUGGAAUUGUUCAUCUAACACCAUCGCCUUUAAAACACUUGUCAGACCAAGACUUGAACAUUGCAGCCCAAUUUGGGGCCCUCACCAGAAAGUUUAUUUUGAAAAUUGGGCAAAACGUUUUAAGGAGGGCACCAAGAUUCAUUAAAAGUACCGGGGUGCACGGCGGCAUCACCGACUUACUUCACGACAUGACCUGGGAAUCACUACAAAUCAGACGGGAAAAGGCUCGGCUUAUGAUGAUCUACAACAAGACUUAUUAUCACCCCAUCAAAUCAGACAAUCUUCUUCUUAUCAAGAAUAACACAUCAUCCAAACCAACAACUCGUACAUCAGCCUGAGACACACGAACUCAAUUACGAAGUUAUCCGGUCGAACAAAGACUGCUACAUCUAUUUAUUACACCCAAGAACUAUUCCAGUUUGGAAAGCACUCCACCCUCGCACCAAAGAAGAAAAUGAUGAAGCCACAUUUAAUUGCCCGAUCAACGGGCUGUUGAAAAAGGAGGUACUUAGGCGACGUAUGAUAUGGACUUUACGUUGAUAGAGACCUGAGGCGAUGUGCUAAGUACCAGACAAGACCAGACAUGACGAGGAAAAUGUCUUAUAUUUUACUCACUUCUCCUACCAACGAAACGGAACUUACUUGACUAUCAGUAAUAUUCUUAGAAUAGAUUGCUAGGUCAUUUAAAGCUUAAUUUAUUGAUAAAAACGAUUUGCAUAUAGUAGGUUUCAAGUAGCGCAUACAACUUCAUAAAAAAAUGUAUAUACAUAAACAAAACAUGUUAAAAUGUGAAAAGGUGGAGAUUGUAAAUGUAUAUUUUACUCUAUUGAUGUUGUUUGUUUGUGUGCUCAACCGCGCUGACCAUUCGCGCAAAAAGGAGCGUUGUAACAGUGCUCUCAGCCUUUUGAUUUUUAAAAAAAUUAGGGCAAGGUUGAAAAACUAAAAUUUCCUUUCCUUCAAAAAUUAAUGAUAACUCGAUGUAAUAAUAUGUUCCUUUUCUGUUAUUCCUUUUGCACAACAUACUGUAAAUAGGAGAUGUAUCUACAUUUAAUUUGAACGUAUACAAAUU
Messenger RNA from Patiria miniata (bat star), 6068 nucleotides. RefSeq lists its product as uncharacterized. Bases 1 to 4644 code for a protein of 1547 amino acids. Lineage: Eukaryota; Metazoa; Echinodermata; Asteroidea; Valvatida; Asterinidae. Gene Ontology annotation, biological process: G protein-coupled receptor signaling pathway. Gene Ontology annotation, molecular function: protein binding; G protein-coupled receptor activity. The record is from RefSeq and is a predicted model, not a curated record. The transcript is spliced from 21 exons. Gene Ontology annotation, cellular component: membrane.